AUGGUCUCUACUAGGUCGACCAAACGCGCCGCCAAUCCGGCUGGCCUGGAUGGUGCAUCGAGUCCCGAAAAGAAAGUCAAGCAGUCUCAAGCAUUGCAAUCGGCUCCCCAAUCGGACCUGCACAACAUCAAGGUUGUUCUCCUAGACAUCGGUAAGCCAACCGGGGGUGCCAAGUCUGAUCCGACGCAAUUCCCGUAUGCCCUCAAAGCGCUUCCUUUAGUCUUGGAAACCCAAUGGGACUCGCCAAAUUUUGCACCGUAUCGAGACGCAUUCCCAGCCGAGCAUAGAGCUUCGCCAGCCGCUCUUGAGGCUCAUGUGAAGGAUUUGACCGAAAGAGACGUCAAGAUCGCUUACUUGAAGAACCUACAAGGCUAUCUGUGGGAGGAUGGCUACAAGACUGGUGCUUACUCUACGCCUUUGUAUCAGGAUGUCCUAGAUUUCUUCGACCGCUGGCCCUCGAAAACUUCUAGUACGAAUGGUGAUCCAGCCCAAGCUAACGAAAAGUCGGCCGGUCCCAACAUGUCCGAAGCAGGACAAGCCUCGGUUGACAAAGAUGUAAAGGCGAAUGGAGUCACCACACCAGAAGCUACUUCAGACUCGCUGAGACAGAUAGCGAUCUAUUCAUCCGGUUCGGUCUUCGCGCAGAAGCUGUUAUUUGCACACGUUCAGACUCCAUCAGAGGCCUCCACGAAGACGGGAUCAGAAACAGCUCUUGCCAAAUCGAAUUCCCCGACCCGUGAUCUCAACCCUUCUGUGACCACCUAUUACGAUACGACCAACGCUGGUCUUAAGUCCUCGGCGUCUUCGUACAGCACCAUUGCGAAGGAUCUAGAUGUCCAGCCAGCACAGAUUCUAUUUCUUAGUGAUGUGCCAGCCGAGAUCGAUGCAGCGAUCGAGGCCGGGAUGCGGGCUAUAGUGGUGGAGCGAGAAGGGAACAAGCCUUUGAGUGAGGAGGAACGGGGAAGAUACAGAAUCGUGCAAAGUCUUCAGCAUUUGGGUCUAUGA
Cyphellophora attinorum is the source of this 1005-nucleotide messenger RNA. Its product is annotated as Enolase-phosphatase E1. Bases 1 to 1005 code for a protein of 334 amino acids. The record is from RefSeq and is a predicted model, not a curated record. The transcript is spliced from 2 exons. Lineage: Eukaryota; Fungi; Ascomycota; Eurotiomycetes; Chaetothyriales; Cyphellophoraceae. Gene Ontology annotation, molecular function: acireductone synthase activity.